Molecule: messenger RNA, 3974 nt
Organism: Maylandia zebra (zebra mbuna)
Lineage: Eukaryota; Metazoa; Chordata; Actinopteri; Cichliformes; Cichlidae
Product: transmembrane protein 151B
Source: RefSeq, a predicted model, not a curated record
GUGAUUUAUGCAACAGCAUCUCCUGGUACCUCAGUCUACCUCAGUCAGCACCAUGGACAGCGACCCCGCCAGCUCUGCGGCCGCCUCCUGCGCACCCAGCGGACCCCGAGGGGCAGGGCACGCUCCUUCAGUAACGACGACCAGCUAAUAUCUCCCAUCAUGUUACUGCGGCACUGACAGCUGAACCGUAGACAGCAGGAGGUGGGAGUUCCUGUAGAAACACCCUCGCGUAUCGAUUUUCGUUUCUUAAGGAAGGUACAGAUGCUCUUAUUUUGUCUUUCACCGAUCAGCCGGUCCCCGUCGGCUCAGCUCUAAAUGCCUCUAAAUGACAGCAGAUGUGACGAGUCUCAUUUGAGGGUCGCUGUGGAGUAAAGGCGGUGAAAUCUCUCGCUCUUCCUCCUCCUCCACGCCCUGUCAUCACUACCAGUAGCUGCCCAGCACCAUGUCUCCUCCAGCAUCGGCUGCGACAGCGAGUGAAAGCAGCACCACCACCGUUUUCGAGGAGGACACCAGAGAGGAGCAAAGACCGCUGAAGCAAUCUCUAAGCAAGUCCUUAUGUCGGGAGAGUUUCUGGAAAUGCUUCCUCCUUUCCGUUCUCAUGUAUGGCUGCAUGGGAACCAUGGUUUGGUGUCACAUCACCAAGGUGACCCGCCUCACCUUCGACAGCGACUUCAAAGGGAAAUCCAUGAUGUACCAUGACAGCCCCUGUUCUGAUGGCUACAUCUACAUUCCCUUGGCCCUACUGGGCAUGCUCUAUUUAGUUUACCUAGUCGAGUGCUGGCACUGUCACGUGAAGAAUGAGCUGCAGCACAAAGUGGACGUGGAGGGCAUCUCCGAGCGCAUCCAGAGGAUGCAGCAGGCUAAGCCCUGCAUCUGGUGGAAGGCCAUCAGCUAUCACUAUGUGCGCCGAACUCGACAAGUCACGCGCUACCGCAAUGGAGACGCCUACACGAGCACUCAGGUUUACCAUGAGCGUGUCAACACCCACGUGGCAGAAGCAGAAUUUGACUACAGCCACUGUGGUGUCAAAGAUGUUUCCAAACAGCUGCUUGGCUUGGAGAAGUCUGCGUUGACAAAGAUGCGCUUCACUAAGUGCUUCAGUUUUGCCAACGUGGAGUCCGAGAAUUCUUAUCUCACACAAAGGGCGAGGUUUUUCACCGACAACGAGGGCCUGGAUGACUACAUGGAAGCCAGAGAGGGCAUGCACCUGAAGAACAUUGAACUGAAGGAGUAUGUCUUGGUGCUCUGUGACCCGGAGCACCACCCUUGGUAUCUGUCCCACUACGUCUUUUGGUUUGCCUCCUUCCUCACGUUUUCUUGGCCUCUCAGAGUCUUCACAGAGUAUCGCACUGCAUACGUCCACUAUCGUGUUGAAAAGCUCUUCGGUCACGAUUACCUCCCUGUUACCCCUUGUGACGAUCGGCCUUAUUGGCGCCGUAUCCCUCGAGUUAACACCAUUGACAGCACAGAAUUGGAGUGGCACAUUCGCUCCAACCAGCAGCUGGUUCCCAGUUACUCAGAGGCUGGCCUCAUGGACCUGGCCCAGUGCCCCUCCAGCUUCAGUGGGCUUCGUCAGAACUGCGAGCGCUGCCACAGAGCCAUUAGCUGCUCCUCAGUGUUCUCCAGAAGCGCCCUCAGCAUCUGCACCGGUGCCAGCUCCCGCAUCCCCUUCAGCAGCAGCCGCUUCUCCUUGGCCCGGCGCUAUGGCUCCCAGCGCAGCUGCUUCUGGAGGAGCGGCAGCCUAGACGACCAGGUGAGCCCCAGUGAAAAUACCCGCUGCCUAUCGGAACGCCUCACCACAGAUGACGAGGAGCCCCCGGACUACGAGGAUGCACUUUGUUACCCGGUGCUCAUUGUCCACUGCAGUGAGAACUGCCACAACCACAGAUCUUUCCACAGAAAUGGCUCCUGCGUGGAGACCUCUUUAUGAUAUGCAGUCACAGCGGCAUUUCUGUAGCAUUUCAAAAACAGGGCGUAGUGGAUGCUGUAAGAAACAAUUGCCUGAAUCCUGAAUGUGUGAAUCACCAAAGCAAUAACAGCGGUCAGUGAGUGGAGAACAAAGUGGCAUCUCAUGAUAAGCUCACACACACAAACAAAUCAUAUCUGCUUGGCUUCCAGGAAAAACCAAGAAGACGCAGACUGUUACAAAGCACACCAUCGCUACAGCUUUUACAGUGCAUGUGAAACUAAGGCUGCAGAUACCUCAUAGGAACUUUCUCAGAGGUCACACAUGGACAGGUUUAAACAUCUCACGUUCAUUUAGUGAGUCAUUAUGGAGCAGCUUCUACAAAUUUAACUUCUAACUACAGCAAUAACUGUGAAAAUAAAUCUCAAAUGGAGGAUUGCCAGUUUGUGCUGGUGCACAUCCCAAAGUGGAAACCUCUGACUUCAAGUGACAAUUUAAAUCUUGGACAUUCUCACUUACUGUUAAACCAUAUCUGUAAAUUCUUUUUAAAUCAUCUGUUUUUUCCUACAUUAUCCAGAAUGCCUUUUAUUAACUCCAGACAACAGGUAUAAGCUUAAUUUCAGCAGACAGUGACCUAAGGAUGUUAGAAAGCGUGAGGCAUUUGUUCAGACUGAGAGAAGUUCAGACUCAUGCCCUACUAACAGCCGGUCCUGUGGUUUCGUUGCAUCCUGGUGCAUCUCUGCUUCUUUUUCUUCUUCUUUAGUGGAUUUCUUUGUAAUUGACUGUUGGGCGUUGGUGCUAUGUGGCAGCUCCAGACUGUUGUGGAUGUUGAGUGACUGACACAUUAACAUGAUGUUUACAGUUGGUGCUUUCCUUCUAACCUCGGAUGUAAAUGUUGGAAUUAACAGUUUGGCCAUCUUGAAGAAAAUAAGAGAGAAAACAGAAUCAGGUGGACUUUUUUUUUUUCCUUUAGUGGCUUUAACAUGCGAUUAAUUUGUCUUGACUGACCCAGAAAAUGAAAAAAUGCGGGCGCACUAACACUGUCUAGUCCUAUGAGCCUUUACCUUGACAGACUAAAACGCAUCAUGAAAACUCAAUCAAGCAUUACGCAUAAAAUUUGACUUUUCUGCUGCCUACUGCCAUGAUGAAACCUGCCGGCAACUGUGGUACAAAUACACAUCAUUACAUCCAUCAUUGGGACAUAAAAGAUAGAGACUGGUUUAUCACAGUACAUGUGAGCAGGUGAGUGUGGAUUUAGCUGCAAAAAAAGAUCAUAAGAUCAUCAAAUCCAUGCCUGUUUUCGCAUGAUUUCCUCCUGCUGACACACUGUGGUAAAACCAUAUCCAUGAAUGUAAACCACCAGCAUAUACGAUAUACUCUGUACCAUUAUGUGUUGAUAGUAAAGGAAUAAUUCUCCAUUUUUCAUCUGUAAAAUGGUGAUCUCGCUGUCCAGCAUGUACUGAUAUGCCACCAUGUUACUGAAAGACUUUGGAUGUUGUCAUGUGGAGGAUAUGUGACUCUUCUGAGUUUACAGUUAGUAUAUGCAAGGAUGUAAAUGUGCUUAUGUUUACACAUUAUACAAACUUUAUAAUACAUGCUUUUUUUUUAAUAUAAAAAAUGUUGUAUUCAAUGUGCCACAAUACAGCUUGUUUCCUAUGGAGGACCAAAACAGCCAAAAAUUUAAAAUAAAUUACUUUUUAAAUAAAUUCAUAUGCCAUUAAAUGCCUCUCAAAUAGCACAAGUUACUUUAAGCAUUAGUUGUGUUUUUUGUUUUUUUACCCAAACGACUGUAUUGUUGUAUUCUCUUUUCAAAUUUCUUUCCACAUUUCUGCUUUCUUUUGCAAAUAAGUUGGCUAUGAAUUAAAAUCAGUCAUAAGGUGAACCUUUUACCUUUGUAAAUAAAUGUUUAAAUAAGUCUUAGUCACUAAAGAUUUAAAAUAGGUCAGCUAAGCCCUCUUAUAUGUACAAUGAAGCAGAAAUGCAUAAAAAAAUGUAAAAACACAAAAUGAAUGUAUUUGGGGGGAAAUAAACAUAUUAAUGCAUAAAUUAUUUUAAUAAAGAAAAUGUA